Messenger RNA from Hordeum vulgare subsp. vulgare (domesticated barley), 1473 nucleotides. RefSeq names its product beta-glucuronosyltransferase GlcAT14B-like. NCBI's taxonomy places the organism in Eukaryota, Viridiplantae, Streptophyta, Magnoliopsida, Poales, Poaceae. The transcript is spliced from 3 exons. Gene Ontology annotation, cellular component: membrane. Gene Ontology annotation, molecular function: glucuronosyltransferase activity. Bases 79 to 1473 code for a protein of 464 amino acids. The record is from RefSeq and is a predicted model, not a curated record.
UCUCCCCUCCCUCUUGAUCACUUUGAGCUUGAGACCGAUAUCGAUCGAGCACUGCCUUGCGUGGCGCCGUCGGGCGAAAUGGGGGCCAGCGGCUCGCCGUCGUCGGCUCAGUCCCCCGGCGGCCGAGGCCAGCACCACUCCCCGUCGAUCAACUGCCAGGGCCAGCGCAGUGGGCUGCUUCCGGCCGCUUUGCCCGCGGACAGCAGGUGGGCGCUCCCGGUGGCGGUCACCGUCUCCCUGUUCAUCGGCGUCACGGUCACGCUCGCCGUGACGUCGUCGGCGUCACUGUCACUGUGCCCCAUCUCCUCCUCCUUCUUCUCGUUCCUCCCGGCCACCACCAGCGCUAGCUUGCCCGAGCCGGUCACCCCGUCCCCUGGCGCGGACGUGACGGUGCCGCGGCUGGCCUACCUCGUCUCCGGGUCCAAGGGCGACCUGGACCGGCUGUGGCGGGUGCUGCACGCGCUCUACCACCCGCGCAACCUCUACGUGCUGCACCUGGACCUGGAGUCCCCGCCGGAGGAGCGGGCGGAGCUGGCGGCGCGCGUGGGCAACAGCACCGUGUUCCAGCGCGUCGGCAACGUCGAGGUCAUCCGGCGCGCCAACAUGGUGACCUACCGCGGGCCGACGAUGGUGGCCAACACCCUGCAUGCAUGCGCCGUGCUCCUCCGCCGUAGCCGCGACUGGGACUGGUUCAUCAACCUCUCUGCCUCCGACUACCCGCUCAUGACCUUCAUGACACGUGCAUACACAGAUAUCCUGCACGUAUUCUCGACGCUGCCGAGGAACAUCAGCUUCAUGGAGCAUACCAGCAAGCUGGGGUGGAUGGCGGACCGCCGGGCGAAGCCUAUAAUCGUGGACCCGGGGCUGUACAUGUCGACGAAGAAGGACAUCUUCACCGUGUCGCCGCAGCAGCGGGAGCUGCCGACGGCGUUCAGGCUGCACACGGGGUCGGCGUGGGUGGCGCUGUCGCGGGAGUUCGUCGAGUACGUGGUGUCGGGGUGGGACAACCUGCCGCGGACGCUCCUCAUGUACUACGCCAACUUCGUCUCCUCCCCGGAGGGCUACUUCCAGACCGUGAUCUGCAACGCGCCCGGCUUCAUGCACGCCGUCGCCAACCAUGACCUGCACCACAUCCGGUGGGACGUCCCGCCGAGGCAGCACCCGCGACUGCUCCGGCUCGCCGACAGGGACGGAAUGGUGGGCAGCAACGCGCCCUUCGCGCGCAAGUUCGCGCGUGACGACCCCGUGCUCGACGCCAUAGACGCCGACCUUCUGCUCCGCCGCGGGAGGAAUGGGACGGCGGCCGGGAUGUUCGUGCCCGGUGGCUGGUGCGGCCAGCACGGGGACUGCGGUGCCGCCCGCGCCAACGUCGAUGACUCGGUGCUCAGGCCCGGUCCCGGUGCCGAGAGGUUACAAAGGCUCGUGGACAGGAUCGUCAGGUCUGAGGCCUUCGCCAAUAGCCAGUGCAAAUAA